AUGAGUACCGUCACUCUAAGAUGGAUAGGCGAUUUAGAUCAAGACAAACGUGAACAAGCUGGGUGUGUCAGUUCUUCAAGCGACCAAUAUCGCCCCAAAAAAAUAGAACUAAAGCCUGGCCAAAAAGAAAUCCGCAUUGGACGUAUUAACACGAAAAUUCCCCCUGACUAUCCAAUCGAAAGCUGCAUUAACAGCCGAAUGAUAUCAAGAAAUCAUGCAACUAUAGAACGCUCGGCCAAAGGAGGUUCAAUUCUCUAUGAUCAUAGUAUGAAUGGGACCUACGUCAACUACACAAGAGUUAUGGGUGGGGUAACGCUGAAACAUGGAGAUAUUGUGUGCUUUGGGCAUUUAAAUGGGGCAAACCUUAAGCCUGGGGAGCCAGUAGCUCUCUUUUAUUCCGACUUGAAGUAUCGAGUGGAGCUAAGUGAUUCCCCAACUAAGGAAAAUGUUGUAACUGGAACAGCCAAAAAACGCAAGUCUUAUCCCGCUCAGCCAGGUUCAACAGUGUCUUCUACUCAACGUUCUGAUGGAGAAGAUGAUUCCAUUGGGUCUAGUGAUGAAUCCACGGAUGCCAAACGACCUAGAAGUAAUACAACUUCAAGUGCACAACGCACAGCUAACCGUCAAAAAUUCAAAAAGCCUGCUAGUUCAAAUCGUCAUAAGGUAGAUGAAGAGGAUGAUGGAGAUAGCAAUGAUGAUGCUGAUGAUAGUUCAAGCAACAAACGAUUAAGUUCUGCAGGUUCCAAAACCAUCAAAAAACGUUCAAACGGUACGGAUAGAGUUAAAAAGUCUCAUUCUAAUUCUGUUUCACGCAAGUCUAGUGGAACAAAACCCGGUCAUAUACAUAAUAAAGAAAAACGCCGUUCUGGGAAAUCCAGCAAAUCUGGAGGUUUCGAUGCAGAAGAUGAUGCUGGUGGGGGUGAUAUGUUUCAUUAUGACAGUGAAGAGUGUUCAGCUAGACCAUGCAAGCAGCCUCAAGAUAUAGCAAUAGAUUGGAUUCAAUGUGAUCGUUGUACUCUAUGGUAUCAUCAAUGUCAGGAAUAUAUCACUUGUUUAUUACCUUUGGUUGCUUCUGAAAAAGUUGGCAGCUCAAAGGAUCUUAUAGAGUCUUAUUUAGAGUUGAAAUUACACUCACUUCGUUCAUCCGAUUCGAAGUCAAUAAAUCCCCAUACUGUAACAAAAGUGCAACCACUUCAUGAUCAUGCGAAUUUAUCCAAUAAUAUAUCUAAAUCAAAUGUUGUUUCCACACCUUUACCUUCUUCAAUUUUCUAUGAACCCUGGCAUUCUAUGUGGAAAUUUAUUAGAAUGAAUCCAAUCUAUGGAAUAGGCGGCAAAACUUUACCACUGAAAUCUAUAUUAUUUAUGGAUCCUAAGUAUAUUCCACCUAUUCAUUCAAUCUCAAAGAUUGAUAAUACAAAUCUGCUCUCUUCUAAUGAUUUGGAUUUCUGCUACGAAGCUCUAUUGUUUAUGACACAGGCUUAUGAGACUGUUGUACGAGUAACUUUAUUUAAAGACUCAAAAACGAAAAAUGGCGAGCUUAUGUGUUGUUGUGAUCCGUACUUGAAUUUACCGUAUUCUUUUGGUAUCACUGAAUUGGCAUCAUUGGAAGACUUUGUAAAACAACAUAUUUGGUCAUCCAUAUACAAACAAUUCUCAAUUGAUGAAUGA
Molecule: messenger RNA, 1668 nt
Organism: Schistosoma margrebowiei
Lineage: Eukaryota; Metazoa; Platyhelminthes; Trematoda; Strigeidida; Schistosomatidae
Source: the annotation of a GenBank genome assembly